Messenger RNA from Raphanus sativus (radish), 2004 nucleotides. RefSeq names its product low-temperature-induced 65 kDa protein-like. The record is from RefSeq and is a predicted model, not a curated record. Gene Ontology annotation, biological process: response to abscisic acid; response to stress. The transcript has 5 exons. The coding region runs from base 257 to 1918 and encodes 553 amino acids. NCBI's taxonomy places the organism in Eukaryota, Viridiplantae, Streptophyta, Magnoliopsida, Brassicales, Brassicaceae.
ACAAACUCCGAGACGUGGCAGUACCAAACAAACGCAUCGAACGUGUCAGUAUCCUACAGAAGUAGAGAGUUACAAAGAGUUACAAGCCAAAAAGGAGAUGGUUCGGCCACAUGUCAUCGUUUCUUUCUCUUGUCUCUCUAUUAAACCCUCCUGAUCAUGCUUCUUAGAGAAAUGCCGAGAAGAAGAAAAACAAUACACUGAAACAGAGAAGAGUUUUGUUGAUUUUUAGAAGAAAAAAAGAACACAGCUUUGUAAAAUGGAUAUGCAGUCACAGAUGACACGUCCUUAUGUUCAUGAUCAAGCUGAUGAGCCAAUCAGAGUUCACCAUCCAGAGGAAGAAGAGCAUGAAGAGAAGGGAGCAACUAAAGUGUUGAAGAAAGUGAAAGAAAAAGCCAAGAAGAUCAAGAACAGUCUUACCAAACAUGGUCACGGUCAUGAGCACGAUCAUGAUGUCGAAAUAGAAGACGACGAAAAUGACGAGCAGGACCCACAAUUGCACGGCGCUCCAGUGUACAAUACUCAAGGCGGUGUAACGAGUGAACCUGUAUCACUUCGUCAUCCCGGAAACGCUAAUGUUCCAGCGCCUGAGGAGAUCGUUCCACCAGGGACACAAGUUUUCCCGGUCGUGCCUUCCGAUGACACCAAACCCGUUGAACCUGAGCCAUUACAAGAUACCUUGUACAGACACGAGGCAGCCUCUAAUCUGAUGGAUAUUUCCGAUAGUGGUGAGAGAAGAGAUGCACCGUCUCAUCCUCUUAGAGUAUUCGACAUGUCGGAGAGAGAAGAUCAGACACCAAUGAACACGUCUCUGUUAUCAGCAACAGAGGAUGUGACGGGAACGUUUGCUCCUGGUGAAGAUGAAUAUCUCGGUGGUGGUCAAAGGGUUGAAGUCGACAUCGAGAGGCCUAAAGGGUUGGAGGAAGAUCCAGCUGGUCCAGAAGGAGGGUCGAGUUACCUUAGUGGUGUGUCUAAUUAUCAGUCCAAGGUUACUGAUCCCACUCGUGAAGGAGGUGGAGAAGCUGGAGUACCUGAGAUUGUUGAGUCUCUCGGUCGGAUGAAAGUGACCGGAUUUGAAAGUGACUUUCCGACAAGAAGCCAUGAGUUUGGUCUGAAGAAUGAGUCUGAUCAAACAGAGAAAGAUAUUCCGGCGAGAAGUGAUGAUGUGAAAGUCGAGAGAGAUGAAGAGGCGCACGAGUCGAAACCAAGUACGUACACAGAGAAGAUAGGUUCUGCGACUUCGUUUGUAACCGAUAAAGCUAUAGCUGCGAAGAACACCUUCGCCUCAAAGCUAGGUUACUCCGAGCAACACACGAGCUCCACUGGAGACGAGGCAACUCCUAGAUCUGCCACGGGAUACGGUCAGAAAGUGGCGGGAACUGUUGCUGAUAAGUUGACUCCGGUCUACGAAAGGGUUAAAGAAACAGGAUCAACCGUGAUGGCGAAGUUACCCCUCUCUGGUGGUGGAAGUGGAGCGGAGGAGAAUAAAGGAGUGGAAGGCAAAGGUGUGUUGACAAGAGACUACUUGGCGGAGAAGCUGAGACCUGGAGAAGAUGACAAGGCAUUAGCGGAGGUGAUUGCUGAGAAACUUGGAGGAGAGAACAAGAGGACGUCGACUACAAAGGAAGUGGAGGUAACGGUGGAGAAGAUCCCUACAGACCAAAUAGUGGAGGAAAAGGAACAUGGUGAGGCUGUUGUUGCAGAGGAAGGGAAAGUAGGAGGAGGAGGAAUGGUGGGGAAGCUUAAAGGAGCGGUGAGUUCUUGGCUCGGUGGUACUACGGAGGAAGUGAAACCGAAGUCUUCAGAUUCUGUUGACCAGUCUUCACAGUCGCUUGGAACCACCGUUGGGACUAUGGGAUUUUCAGAUUCCAGUGGUGGAGCUCUGACCGGGCAGAGAGGACUUCAAGAUUCUGGGAACUGAGACUUUGGGUUUGCUUUUGAAUGUUUGUGUGGUUUAUGUUGAUGCCUUUGUUUGCAACUAUGACGUAUCUUACUGUAAUCCUUGUG